Prunus dulcis (almond) is the source of this 1816-nucleotide messenger RNA. Its product is annotated as fasciclin-like arabinogalactan protein 8. Bases 300 to 1577 code for a protein of 425 amino acids. Gene Ontology annotation, cellular component: plasma membrane. NCBI's taxonomy places the organism in Eukaryota, Viridiplantae, Streptophyta, Magnoliopsida, Rosales, Rosaceae. The record is from RefSeq and is a predicted model, not a curated record. The transcript has a single exon.
AACGGAAACCCACCAAGAGGAUAAGGACAUUCAAGUAAUUUCAUCCAAAAGAAACAGAAUAUAAGAAGCACCAAGCAACCCAUCUCUGCCACAUAACACAAAACCCAUGCUUUCCAUUUCCAGCUGUGAAGAAAAGCACUUUGCCUCCCUCCACAUGGCCCGUCCUAAACCUAACCACCGUUAAACCCAACCAAAACCCCCUUAACCGUAGUUAACUCCCCAAAACCCAUCUCUUUUAACUCAUAAAACUCUCUCUCUCUCUCUCUCUCUCCCUCUCACCCACUCACUCAAAACCAAAAAUGGCCUCACUGAGCAGAGCUCUCUUCCUCCUCUCUCUCUUGGCCCUCACCGCCACAAUCUCAUCAGCCCACAACAUUACUGAAAUUCUCUCCGCCUUCCCAGACUACAGCCAAUAUAACAGCUUCUUGACCCAAACAAAGCUAGCUGACGAGAUCAACACCCGCCAAACAAUCACUAUCCUUGUCCUGAACAACGCCGCCAUCUCCGCCCUCGCAGCCAAACAUCCCCUCUCCGUCGUCAAGAAUGCCCUCAGCCUACACGUCCUCCUGGACUACUACGACCCCACGAAGCUCCACCAAAUCUCCAAGGGCUCCACCCUCAGCACCACCCUCUACCAGACCACCGGCCACGCCCCGGGAAAUCUCGGCUUCGUCAACAUCACCGACCUCCAAGGCGGCAAGGUUGGCUUCGGCUCCGCGGCUCCCGGCUCCAAGCUGGACUCCAGCUACACCAAAUCUGUCAAGCAGAUUCCGUACAACAUCUCAAUUUUGGAAAUCAACGCUCCGAUCAUCGCUCCGGGGAUCUUGACGGCGCCGGCUCCUUCCGCCUCCGACGUCAACAUAACGGCGCUGCUCGAGAAAGCCGGCGCCAAGACGUUUGCGUCACUGAUCAUAUCGAGCGGCGUCAUCAAGACGUACCAAUCGGCGGCCGAGAAAGGCUUGACGAUCUUCGCUCCCAACGACGAGGCGUUUAAGGCGAAGGGCGUGCCGGAUCUGAGCAAGCUCACCAAUGCGGAGGUGGUCUCCAUCUUACAGUUUCAUGCCGUUGCUGGUUACACUCCGAUCGGCACAUUGAAGACCUCCAAGUCUCCGAUUAGCACUCUGGCGACGAACGGAGCCGGGAAGUUCGAUCUGACCACGACGACAGCCGGCGACCAGGUCACGCUUCACACCGGAGUCGACUCGUCCCGAGUGGCCGACACGGUUCUCGACGCGACUCCCCUCGCCAUCUUCACCAUCGACAAUGUGCUUCUUCCACUCGAGCUGUUCGGAAAAUCUCCCUCGCCGGCUCCGGGGCUAGAGCCAUCCGCCGCCCCUUCGCCGGCGCCAGUACUCGCUCCGACUCCCUCAACCGUUGAAGCGCCAUCGCCUUUGGCCGCUUCACCGCCUGCACCGCCAUUGGAGACGCCGGAGGGAGCGCCGUCUGAAGCUCCGUCUGCUGAGUCGGAGAACAGUACAUCGGGUAACGGAGCUGGUCACGUGGCCUCACCUGCAUUGAUGAUGACUGUACUGGUCACUGUCUGUGCCACUGUUAUUUCCUCCGUUGUCUUGUCCUGAACGGUAUUUUCACGUGUCUGUUAAUUUAUUUUGUUUUAUCUUUUUUUAUUUUUUUAUUUUAUUUUUAACUUUUUAAUUAUUUUGUUACUUUGUAGUGGUUUGAGGUUUUAUUGUUAUUAUUUUACUCCGUUGUUACCGGUUAGAGACCAUAGAGGCUUUUUAUUUGUUAAUUUUGUUUUUAUUUAUUGAUAUUUUUAAUUUAUGGGUAUCUGCGCAUUUUAGCAGUUGUGCUGGGAGAA